UGCCAGAAGGAUCACAACCUGACUCUAUCUAUUAAGUUUCCUAACGUGAUCCUGUCAAAAGCAAUUACUUACACAAAUAUUAAAUACGUCCACGCCGCUGAUUCAAAACAAUGAAAUGUCUUGUUUAAUUGCCUCAACAACAACACGUAGCACAACACGUAGCUUUAUGCAAACAAGUUGAGUGGUUUGAGGAAUUAAAUCGCACUGUUAUUACUAACACUAAUUACUAUACGCACAUCUUUCGCCAAACCUUCCGUUGAAUUUAUACAUGAAGGCUGCUCACAAAAUGUUGAGAGGAAAAUCUUUGUACAGCGAAGGCGUGCAAGAUGCGUAAUCGACUUAUUCUCUUUAGUCUUACAUAAGCAAUUCAGUAAGUAAACGAUCACACACUUUUUCCGUUUUUUCCUGAUGCAAAUGUAGGUGUGCGUAAUUCAGGUAAAGUAAAUAACUUAAGAUGCAAAUAUUCCAACCGAUUUAAUCCGGUUCACUUAUAGGGUGCUUGGCUGCUUAGAAAAGCAUAAAAACAAUAGAAUUUAUUUUCUAAGGAACUCGACAGUUUUACGCAAACAGUUGAGCACGGAAUGAUACUUCAGCAUUGCUGACACAGAUGUGGACAGGGUUAAGCCAGUGCUUAGUAGUUGCAGCACUUUAUAAUCGAUGUCCCUUAAGCGCGCGUUACCGCGAGAGAAGUACCUAUCUCUUCAGAGACAGCUACAAAGGAGUGGAGAGUUGUAUGAAGACAGAGAGUUCCCGCCAAAUUUCCGCAGCCUCUCCACCAAGACGAAGCCAUCUGUAAACCUGCAAUGGAAGAGACCAAAGGACAUCUGCAAAACACCCAAGUUCUUCACCACAAGAGUCAGACGGACAGACAUUGCUCAAGGACGAUUGCAGAACUGUUGGUUUGUGGCUGCGUUGGCAUCUUUGACAGACGCCGAGGAGUUGUUUGACGCAGUGUGUCCCCCCGAUCAAAGAUUCGAUGAACCCACUUACUGCGGAAUGUUCAGAUUUAACUUUUGGCGGUUCGGUGAAUGGGUGGAGGUUAUUAUUGAUGAUUUCCUUCCCACUCACAAUGGUAAGCUGUAUUACGCUUGUUCAGUUGAGGCGGAGGAAUUCUGGAUCCCGUUGUUAGAGAAGGCUUAUGCAAAAGUUUGUGGAUCCUACGAGGCCAUGGGCUUAGGACGAAUAAGUGAAGCUCUACAAGAUUUCACUGGAGGCCUUAUCGAGACGAUCAACUUACAAACGUCUCUACCUGAGGGCUCACUAGAUGUGAAUAAAGUUCUACAAAAGGCGCACGAGCGGAACUCGCUGAUGGGUGCCUCAGUAGAGACGAGUGCACAAACCAUUUCGGAAAGAUUACCAAAUGGACUUAUAACGGGACAUGCGUAUUCGAUAACAGGCUUUGCCAAGGUUAAUUUACCUACUUUGCGCGGACUGAAGCUAAUUCGUCUCCGCAAUCCUCAUGGCGAUAGCUCAGAAUGGGUGGGAGCUUGGAGUGACGGGUCUGAAGAGUGGUAUCAAUUAUCAUCCGAGGAAAGAAAAAGACUAAACCUUGUGUUUCUCGAUGACGGAGAAUUUUGGAUGACAGUGGAGGAUUUCCAGGUGAAUUUCACACGAAUAGACAUAUGCAUGCUUACCCCAGACAGUGUUUUGGAAAAGAACGAGAAAAAAUCAUGGAAAAUAAGACGAGUGAAAGGCCGGUGGCAGGCUGAUGCUACAGCUGGUGGCUGCAGGAACUUUAUUGAUACUUACCACAUCAAUCCUCAAAUAAGGAUUCAGUUACAAGACCCCGAUGAGGACGAUGACGAAGAUCGCUGUUCAAUUGUAGUUUCACUCAUGCGCAUUGAUCGAAAGAGAACACCAGCUAACGAAAGUCGACCUUCUAUUGGGUUCGCUAUCUAUAAGGUACCAGAAGACUUGCGCAACUCCAAGGAGCGUUUUGACAGGCGGUUUUUCGAGGCUACCAAGGCAACAGCCAUGACAAACUCCUUUACUAAGCUAAGAGAGAUCAGCUCUAGAUACUCACUGCCACCAGGAGAGUACGUCUUAGUCCCAUCCACGUUUCACCCACGACAAGAAGCUGAGUUCCUUUUAAGCAUAUGCUCGGAGAAACCGCAUGAGGCACGUGAAAUUGACGUGGAAACAAAAAUAGUGACUGUACCAAAGCCUUUAGUUUUGUCAGAGGAGGCCGUGGACAUCGACAAGCAGUUUUGGAAAACAUUUCAGAAAUUUUCAGGAGAGGAUGGAGAAAUUGAUCAAUAUGAACUACAGGAAAUCUUGAGCCUGGAGUUUGCCAAUUUGGUUAAUUCUACCUCGUUUAGUCUGGAAGCUUGUAGGUGAGAUUUCACUGUAAUCAGCUUAUAUUGAGCGCGAACACACACUGGCCAGUACUUGGUAGAUCAGUUCAUCAUCACCACCACCACCACCACCACCAUCAUCACCAUCACCACCACCAUCACCAUCACCAUCAC
Orbicella faveolata is the source of this 2468-nucleotide messenger RNA. RefSeq names its product calpain-9-like. The record is from RefSeq and is a predicted model, not a curated record. NCBI's taxonomy places the organism in Eukaryota, Metazoa, Cnidaria, Anthozoa, Scleractinia, Merulinidae. Gene Ontology annotation, molecular function: calcium-dependent cysteine-type endopeptidase activity. Gene Ontology annotation, cellular component: cytoplasm. Gene Ontology annotation, biological process: proteolysis.